UAUAAUCGCCAGCUUGUAAAAGCUAAGCGCUUGACUCAAUUCUUGCACAAAACCGCUUGGACUACAAGUGCUUUCGGGAGAGUUAUGUCCAAAGACAGCUUUCCAUCUUCUGCUCCUAAGAACUGCCAGAUUGGAUCCAGUGUGAAUCUGCAGCCUCCUCCGACUGAAUGUCCUGGGAAGACACCUAUUCAAAUUCUGCAUGAAUAUGGGACAAAGCUCGGCAAGAUCCCAGUGUAUGUUUUGGAAAAGGAAGAAGGUGAAGCGCACCAGCCGACUUUCGUUUUUAACGUGACCAUAGGAGACGUUAAUUGCAAAGGUCAAGGCGCAACCAAAAAAGCGGCGAAGCACCAGGCUGCAGAGGAAGCCCUGAACAUCUUACAGUCCGAGUCUGCCAUCAACCUCCUGUUAGUGAAGACAGAAGAUAAUGUGCCAGAAGUUGAGCAAAACGAGCAAUCCAACCCCAUUGGGAUCCUGCAGGAGCUUGCAUUACAGAACGGGUGGCGUCGGCCUGAGUAUACUUUUUCUAAGGAGACAGGACCACCUCACAAAAAGGAGUUCACUGUGACUUGCAGAAUGGAGUCCUUCACAGAGACUGGAAGCGGAAACUCCAAAAAGCUUGCAAAAAAAGCCGCCGCUGAAAAAAUGAGAGCAAGACUCCGAAACCUCUCUGGCCACCCCGAGACGCGCUGGGCUAAGCCCAGUGUCUGGCUGGAUAGUCUGCGUAACUCGUCGGGAGAGAAAAUCUCCGUGCUGCGAAGAAGUCCCCUCAGUGUCCACAACACUGACUAUGUGCAGAAGAUGCUGGAACUGGCUGAGGAGCAGGGAUUUGAGGUCACAUACUUUGACAUUGGCGAGCUGACGGUGAACGGGCAUUACCAGUGCCUGGUGGAACUCUCCACCGCGCCCAUCGCCGUGUGCCAUGGCACGGGGAUCUCCUGCAGUAACGCCCACAACGACGCGGCGCACAGCGCUCUGCAGUACCUGAAGGUGGUGGCCUCCGCCAAGUGACCUCAGGGGUGGAGCUUUGCCACGUGUUCACGGUCGCGUUCGCUCGACCUGUCCUCACGGUCUGCUUCUGACACAACGUCACUUUAGACCCGCCUUUGGAUGACCAUCAUCAGCGGUCACUGUGUGACUAAAUGCCUCCAUCCCUCGAAACACAAUUUUGAAAACCAAAUACAAAAUAAUUAGCGACAAUUUACAUUUUAAUUUCUCAAAAAUGUCCUAUGUUUUUUUUUUUUUUAAACAUUUUCUGGAGUUCAGCACUAUCUGGGAGUUAUCUGUAGUUUAAUUUAAAAACAUGGCACCCUUCAUGAAGUUAAUUUUUUUUUUAUAUCCUUACAGCAUCCAAAAUGAUGUAUUUUAGUAUUUAAAUUUUAUUCAUGUAAUGUUGAAUAAAUCAAUAUUUUUAAGUUCCCUCAGAUUCUUUACAUUUGACUUCAGUUACACUACAGCCUUUGGAAGUCUAGCGGUCCUACAGGCUAAUAAUUAUGAGACAUACCUUCCUACGUGAAAUGUUUGCUUCGUUUGGCCUUUAAGUUGCUGUUUGGUAAUGUUCAAAUGUAAUACAAAGCUUUUAAUGAAAUACCAACAUCUAGAUUUUAUUUCAUGUGUCCUUCCCAUGUUAAACUACUUUCAAAACCAGUACCAAUAUCCAUCAAUCUUCCAAGUAAUUAUCAUAAUCAUGUCCUUCAGAAUACUGAUUUGUGAACCAGUUUGUAUUUGGAAACCUGUUUCAGGACCCUCAUAAGCCUAUAAGUGUACAUUUAAUCAGACUUUUCCAUGUCCUGUUGUUAAGCAGCAUGAAAGUUGUCAGUGUAAAACUUCACCUGAUCUUACCAGAGACAGAUGAGUAAAUGUCUGUGUGACCUGUUUUCCUUGAAGCAGUAAUUAAAACUCACCAAAUGUUAGGCAAUUUCUAAUAUUAGGCGCAGCAUCAAAUUCCCCUAUACCUGAGUUCUGUAUGUUACAGCUGAACUUGUUUCCCAUAGCAACAUGUUUGCAGUGAGUCUUUAAAAAGUAAUAAGCUUACAGGAACAGCUAUACCGAGGUCAUAUAUGGGUAAUAGCACAGAAACCCAAUAAUGUUUUGGUUCCACGAAGCUUUCCAAAGCAAUUCAGACAACGAUGGCAAAAACUGGCUAGUGGAGUUAAGCAAUAAUCUGUGUCCUUUGUUUUAAGAGUUUUCUGUGAAAUGUCAGUUUUAACCCAGAGUUUUCUUAGUAUUUCAUACUCUUUAUUCAAUAUAGGUAUCCGUCGACUUCCAUCCUAUCGUGUCCCGUCUGAUCACGUUUACGUCCGAGGUCCAUAGUAAAUAAUAUACACUGAUGGAGAGAUGCCUGAAAGCGGGUGUAGUAGGGCGUUAGUGGGUGUAGUAGGCCGUUAGCGGGUGUAGUAGGGCGUUAGCGGGUGUAGUAGGCCGUUAGCGGGUGUAGUAGGCCGAUAGCGGGUGUAGUAGGCCGUUAGUGGGUGUAUCACUUAGUGUAACAGGCGCAGGACAAUGGGCAGCCCUGCUAGCCGUUUAAUGACCCACUGCCCAUAUCUAACUUGUAAUACAUAUGCACAUAGUAAUGUAAAUGUAAUGGAGAGCUACAGCAAGCAGAUAUAAAGAUACAGUGCCUGUACUGUGCUAUUUUGUUACAUAAAAAGACAAUGUACUGUACAAUAAAAUCUUUGUCAGCUCCUACUGUUUGCUACCACAUGCAUCUUUUAAUUUCAUAGGGCAAUCAGCACUUGAUUUUUACCUGUAAUUUAAGUGCAAUCUCUCUCUUUAUUAUAAAGUGUUGUGAUUUUAUAUUUACAUUAUCAUUUGCUGUACUGUGUGUACAUUACUGUGCUGUACUUAAUGUCUUGUCUCUCUCCUAUAACUACUGAGAUAUACCCAAAUUGACUUCUGUGGUCCCAGUCCCAAAUGAGAACAUAAGUCGACGGAUACCUGUGUUCCUGUGUAUGAGUUUGAUUUAGGGGUGUGUUUUUAUUAGGCUUGCUAUAUUUAACAGUAAAAACCCCUCGAGUGUUGUGUAAGGUAUUCAUUUCGAGACACACAUACCCACCCACCCAAUUUAUCAUUUAUGAUGGCGAUUAAAUAUGCACUCAGGUCUGAGAGAUUGUCUUACUAAUUUUACAGACUCAGAACUAGUUUGCUCCUGAGUAUGAACACGGAACCAAGGGGCACUGGUGUUUAAGAGUCAGAGAGACCCCUGCUGUGUGUUCUGUUGCCAUACUGUCUUCGGAAGAGUCAGGAUGUUGACGUGUCCCAGUGACACUUCAUGUAUUCUGCUUUUCGGUAAUCAGUCAGAUGCCUGCCUGUCAACCGCAUGCCUACACCUGCUUCCUGAAAGCCGUGGUACACUAUUACAUUUAAUCAUGUUGUGCAUAAUGAUUUGGUGUAAAUUAGCUGAAAAGCUUGUAGCUCCAAAUCCUAACUGGAAGUAUGUAGAAUAUGUGACAUUUGAAGGAGAACAUUAAAAUAUAAAGUUGUGUAGUU
This is a messenger RNA of Paramormyrops kingsleyae, 3486 nucleotides long. RefSeq names its product protein kinase, interferon-inducible double stranded RNA dependent activator (gene prkra). The record is from RefSeq and is a predicted model, not a curated record. Lineage: Eukaryota; Metazoa; Chordata; Actinopteri; Osteoglossiformes; Mormyridae. Gene Ontology annotation, biological process: siRNA processing; regulation of regulatory ncRNA processing. Gene Ontology annotation, cellular component: RISC complex; cytoplasm; nucleus. Gene Ontology annotation, molecular function: siRNA binding; double-stranded RNA binding.